AUGGUGUACUCUGCGCUUCUUUUAGGUGCUCUCGUCGCCGCACCAGCGUUCGGACAAACCUUCCGAAGGACCGCAGCUUGUCCUCAAUUAGGUUGUGUUUUCCCUCCUGAUCAGACUGACUUUAUUGCCGGUCAAACCUUCGAUCUUCGAAUUGAAGUCCAAGCGCCUGUAAACGGAUCUGAAGCUUAUAACAAUGGUCAAGUUGAUGAGAACUUUUCAAUUAAGAUCGGCGGUCAAGGAGCAGAGCUAGUCGAUGCCGCUCAAUUCUUCGGUUUGAGUGAUCCUGAGGCUGAAAAGUACAACUUCACCUAUUACGAGGAUUUGUUUGCUGAGGAUGCUCAUGCCCCCACUGCUGUUAACGUAAUCGCCAAAUCGUACCGAAACUUACAAUUACACACUCCCGGAACCUACGAGGUCGUUUUGACCUACAACAAUGGUGAUACUACUAAAGCCACCUGGACCGUGGCUGACCUCGCCGAAAAGAAGAAGGCAAAGAACGUCAUCUUCUUCGUUGGUGAUGGUAUGGCAGGAUCGAUGUUGUCAGCCGCUCGUCUGCUUGGUCACAAGACAAUCAACGGUAAAUACCAAAGCAAGCUCAAGCUUGACGAGGCUCCCGGAUACGGAUCGCAGAUGACUCACUCGUAG
Kwoniella botswanensis is the source of this 645-nucleotide messenger RNA. RefSeq lists its product as uncharacterized. The record is from RefSeq and is a predicted model, not a curated record. The transcript is spliced from 4 exons. Gene Ontology annotation, molecular function: phosphatase activity. Lineage: Eukaryota; Fungi; Basidiomycota; Tremellomycetes; Tremellales; Cryptococcaceae. The coding region runs from base 1 to 645 and encodes 214 amino acids.